GAACAAACUACCGCUACAACAACAACAACAACUAAUAAUACUACCACCACCACCACUCUUUCUCGUACAGUACGAUUUCUUCUUCCCAUCUCUGUGACACAUUCUCCUGCUAUUGCUCCUGAGUCUAUUGUUGCCCCUGACCAGCCCAUCAUCAUUGGCGAAACUACCUCGGGGACUUCCGCUAGGCGACCUUUCGUGCCUGGCCACCGUCGGCGUUCCACUCACGUAACUCGUCUGGACUUGGAGCGCUUCCGGAAGGACGUUUUAGGCAUCGACACUCCUGGCUUUGGAUUUGACGACGAAGCUUCCUUGCCCGCGGUUGACCCCUCUAUUGACCCUCAGUUGGAGAGUCUAAACCGCGACUUUGAAGCUGUUGCUCGGUCCAUGAAUAGUGGCACUACCUCCGACUCUGGUUCCUUCUCGAGUGGCGUCGACAACGCGGGUAACCAAUCCAAUAUGACCAACGUACCUCGUCAGUCAAUGUCUCCCGCUAUGUCUCACACUCCUAGUCAGGUCAAUGGUGCUGGGAUCACCGGCAUGAAUGCGGGGAUUCCUCUGAAUGCGGGCCACCAGAUGGAUCUCCAUCAUUUGUACGACAUGGUUCUGGAGUUGAGCGAGGUUUUGAAGAACAAUCGCCAGAUGACACAGAGUAUCGUCUCCAGCGCCGAGGAGGUCAUGCGACGCUCUGCUUCUGACGGCACCUCUCCAAACUUACAACAAGUCAAUGGUGAGAUCUCUGCUGCCCGUAUAACCGAACUGGAGCGCGCCCUGGCCAGAGAAAAGCGCCUGAACGAGGUCUUGCGAAACGAACAAGUGGAAAACACAAAGCUUAUCGGGGAUUACGAACAGGCACUUGGUACAAUGGUCGAACAGAUCCGUAACUACUGCCAGAACAACAACUUGCAGUAUCUGGCGCAGAAGCGGCACUACAACAAUCUCCUCCAAAACGAACGGGAUGCGCAUCUCCAGAGCCGCCUGGAGCGUGAUCAUUGGCAUAAUCAAACCAUGAAAUGUGCGGAGAUGAUUCGCAAUGCCUAUCGUAUUCGUUGCGAAGAAGAGAAUGUGCCAGUCCGCGUCGUGGCUGGGCUCCAGAACGAAGUCCGUGCCUACCGCAACGCUCUUGGUAUGGAGCCGGAGAGACCAGAGGAGGAGUACGGAUGGGAGAUCCUGAAGGAUGUGCCCGGCGGCCCUGCCCCUGGGGAGUAGCUGACUAUCUGGUCAGUUACGUUCCGGUUUCUCCUUAACGAGCUACGACAAUUUCCUUUCCAUAUCCUUUUGUUCUCUUGCCAGGGCGUUUUGGAGCGGCUCUUGGGCGGCGACGGAAUUUCCUAGUGCUGAUACCCUUCAUAUCCUUCUUACUCGUUCCUGUAUCAUAGCAUUUGGAGCAUAUGCCGGCAAGGGUACGGAGUCUGUAUAGAUAAUUUCUUGGGGUGUUCGGAUUUGCUGGUCAUUAUCUGGGAAUCUUUGGAAAUAUCUCGCUACGAAUCUUGUGCGUCUGGCGUUGGCUUAAUUAAUUUCGGCUCUCGAAGCGGUCGACUUUUGUCCCGCCGAU
Messenger RNA from Aspergillus pseudotamarii, 1552 nucleotides. RefSeq lists its product as uncharacterized. The record is from RefSeq and is a predicted model, not a curated record. The coding region runs from base 385 to 1206 and encodes 273 amino acids. Lineage: Eukaryota; Fungi; Ascomycota; Eurotiomycetes; Eurotiales; Aspergillaceae. The transcript has 3 exons.